This is a messenger RNA of Ixodes scapularis (black-legged tick), 1501 nucleotides long. RefSeq names its product GSK3-beta interaction protein. The transcript has 2 exons. NCBI's taxonomy places the organism in Eukaryota, Metazoa, Arthropoda, Arachnida, Ixodida, Ixodidae. Gene Ontology annotation, cellular component: cytoplasm. Bases 290 to 649 code for a protein of 119 amino acids. Gene Ontology annotation, molecular function: protein kinase A binding; kinase regulator activity. The record is from RefSeq and is a predicted model, not a curated record. Gene Ontology annotation, biological process: regulation of canonical Wnt signaling pathway.
GGUACGAUCAAAGAAAUACAACUUGCGAAGAUAACUGAGGAGCCGUGGAGGAACUUUCGGAGACGCACUGUUCGUUUAGCCAUACGCUCGAUUUUUACUCGUAAUCUAUCAAUCUGCUACUACGAUCAUAUCGGAUACAUGUGGUUUUUUACGUCGUGCCUCCACCGAUCACGCAACACACCCGGUCAGCCGACGGAGAUCUGGAGCAUGGACAUUUAAAUCUUUGAUUUGGAUUUGACAGAAUAGCACCGCGUGCUUCACUGGAACUCCACCAAGAUCUCCAGCUACCAUGUCUAGGGACGACUGCAGCUACAAGUAUGGCAUCGAGGAAAAGCCAUUCCAAGACGAGCUGAAGCCGAUACUGGACGAAAUCCGUUUCGGCGUAACAGACGUCCAAUUGUCCACACUUUCCACUAGCCACUUGGCCAGUUACUUCAACCUCGAGACCAAAGAAGGACGGCGCAUGUGCAUUAUGAUGUCACGGCAAGGGUUCCAGGUGGUGGGCAGCGACUACGACUGCCGGGACAUCGACAACGGAGAAACAUUCGAGACAAUCAACUCUCUGUUGGAUUCAUUCAGCCCUGCUUACCGACGGCUCUUCAGCGAAGCACUAGCUGCUAAGUUGGAGAAGCUGAAACAGAACCAGUGAAAAGAGGCCGCUCUGUGUACACCCAGAUUGCAGUUUUAAGUGUUUAAGUAGAAUUCACUUCUGUAAGACUCAUCUUGUCAGUUAGUGUGUUGCCAAGCACCAUCUGCUGGCAGACUUUUAGGAAGGCUUCUGGAAGCAAAGGAUUGAUAUAAGCUGAAAAAGAGCCAGUGAAGAGGAUGUACUUUUCACUAGAGAACUUGCUUUGCUUUUGUGAAGCUCCAAGUAUAGUGUCAGCACUUUGUUAAGUAUCAUUUCAUUUGGCAGUGUUUUGUGGGGUACUGCCCGGCUGACAAAUUAUCACAGAAACAUGAGGAAUCCGUAAAGAAAUGGUUGCCGACAAAGCGGCAAUCGAAAUGUAACCGAGCACAUGCCCGCAAAGUACUCAAGGAGUCGAUUUGUUAGUGACACAACUAUGGGGCUCAUGCCAAGCAUACUCAAGGAGUCGAUUUGUUAGCGAUACAAAUACACACCAAGCGCACAAUUCCACCGACUGCAGUGGUUCUUAUGUGCAUUAUAUAUUGGUGCCAAGUGUACUGUUCUAGUCAAACCACUUGUAUAUAUUCCACCCUUUCGACACCAAUAUUUUAAGUGCACAGAAUUUUUGCAGGCUGCCAAAACGGUUUCCCAACCAAUCAAAGUAGGGACUCUGGUCAACACAUGUUACUAUGAAGAGCGGGGCAGUUCAUUGCCAAAAGGUUGCACUCCAAGACAUGCUGGGGCGUCGCAUUAUUUUACUAGAUCCCGCUAUGCUUCCAGUUGUAUUCCAUGUCGCAAUGUCGUCUAUGCCGAGAGUGUGUUAAUUAAACCGAACACAUUUUUGCAACGAAAGCCAAUAAAGGAAUACAAAACGUA